AUGCAUUCACUUGCACAGGAAAUUCAAGGAUUUUCGAAAACAAAACUGAAAAAGCAAAGCACUGUUGUGACAACUGUGCUCGGGCGACGGCACAUAGAAACAAUGGACGACACCAACAUGCACGAAAAUGAGGACCCAGUGAUGUCAGGCUGUGGAUUUGUUCAAGAUACUAGCUUGGAUCUUCAAGUUGGCAUUAUCAAGCCAUUUCUACUACUCUGUAAGACAUCAUCAUUAGUUAUGUUUCCAUUAACUUGUCCAGUGAUUUGUUUGUUCGUUUUUUUGUCGACAUUUAGAAAGUUAACAUAGAAAAUAGAUCCGACAAUUGUCUUCUAUCGAGCGUUUCAUUUUACUCUCUUGUUUAUUUUUUAUUUAUUUUUUACAUUUCAAAUUACAAUAACAAAAACAACAGGACAUCACUACACAUAUUUUCUCUGGAGAAACAUAAAAUAACAUUAAAGUAAAAUAAUAAAAUCAAUACACAUGAAUUUUGUUUCAAAAGUUAAAGUACCUAAAAUAAAAUAAAUAAAAUAAGGUCAGGGGUUACAAAUGUACAAACCUAUGAUAGAGUUGUAAGAAUUCAUUGUUUUUCUUGUUAUUGAUUAAUUCUAGAGAUUUUAUUAAAUAUUGGAUUUCAAGUAAAAAUAUAUUGCAUUUGGGGACAGUUUUCAAAUAUUUGUUUUUGUGUAUAUAAAAUUUACCAGAGAGAAUGAAGGAAUGAACGACUAAUUCAGUAGUUUUGUUCUCAUUUGAAUAAUAACAUAUUAUAUCUUUCAUUGUAAAUAUAUGGGUCUUAUUAAUGAAAUAAAACAUGUAGAUACUUAACUCGCUCCAAAAUAACUUCAGAGUCACAUUCAUAAAAAAUGUGUAUAAUAGUUUCCCCUUCUUUAUCACAGAAAAGCCAUAUGUCCUCUAAGUCCAUUAAUUUAGACAAGUUAUUGCAAGGGUAUAUUUUGUGCAAGAUUUUAAAGUGAAUUUCUUUUACUUUAUUUGAUAUGCAACAUUUGUGAGGGAGCAACCAAGCUUUCUUACAUUCAAUUUCAGCAAUAUAUGCAUUCCAGAAGAAUUUCCCUCAAGGAGAGAUCUUGGAGUUAAAAAGUUAUCUUAAGAAUGUAGUAUUACAUUUCUUAUCCAGCAGGGGGAAACCUUCUAACAUAAAUUGUGCAUCUAUCUUGACAUGUUCUCCAAAUCACAAUUGAGAUUUCAUUAAUUAAGUCCUGAAGGUAUUGCUUUGCAUAUAGAAUUACAUUCUUUAUAAUGUAUUGGGAAGUUAUAUGUUUCUAAGAACUUUCUAUAAGAGAGUAUAUUUCCUUGUUUAUCAAAUAAAUCAAGCACAAAUAUAAUAUUUCUUUCAAACCACUUAGGGAAGAACAAAGACUUGUUUUUAACAACAAUAUCUUUGUUGUUCCACAGAAGUGCCUUUUGUGGGGAGAAGUUGUGGACAUAGUUUCCAGGCUAAAAGGGCUUGUUCAUGAAAUGUGGACAGUUUGAUGGGUUAAUUUUGCUGGAGAAUAGUUGCACUUCCACAAAAAUUGAAGACCACCCAAUUUCAUAAAAAUAUGACAGUGAAUUAAGUACCAAAUAGAUUCAGAGCUAAGCAUGCAUAUUUUUAUCCAGGUGCUUUGCCCUUCUUCAUAGAUUUAAGCGCAUCUCUAAUCUCUACUAUAGAAAACUCAUCUUUACAUAUGGACUUGAACUCAUCAGAAAUAAUUGGAACAUGAACAUGUUCGCAUUCAGUCCCAUUAAAAUUAGAUUUAUACAGAUUUUCAUAGAAAGAAUUCACAAAGCUAGAGAUGAUCUUAGGGUCUUUACACAAGGUAUUGUCAAUAUUUAAGGCAGAAAGAGAUUCUCUCUUAUAGUUCCUUUUUUCAAUGGCAAAAAAAUUGCUUGUGUUUUUCUCACCACCCUCAACCCAUUUUGCUCUAGAUUCAGGAGUGAAUUAUUAUGUUUCCAGUAUCCUCGAAUGCCACUGGAUUUUUCAGAACAUUCUAACUUCAAUAAUAUCAUUUUUAUGAUCAGUGAAAGGAGCAUGUUUAUGAUUUCUUGUACAAACUGUAAAAGUGGGGGAGAAAUGAGAAACAGAUCAAUUCUGGAUCUGACCAUCAUUGACCUAUUACACCAGGUGUAUUCUUUUAAGUUUGUAUUCAAGAAACGCCAUGUAUCAACCACUGUCAGUUUACUGCAAAAUGAGGUGAUGAUGUCACUAUUCUGAGCUCUUUGAGCUAUUCUAGGGGGAAAUCUAUCAGGUGUUUCAUUAAAGUCUCCAGUUAUUAUAAGCCAUGCAUUUGUAUACUUGUUUUGCAGCUCAGUAAGCUUAUCAGCAAGAUCCAAAAAGAAAGUCUUAUUUGAGGUGUGAGAAUUGUACCCAUACACAUUGCAUAUAAUAAAACAAGCAUUAUCUAGUUUGGAGAUCAAUAUAACCCAUCUCCCAUCUUUGGACACACAAGACUCUGAAAUAUCACCUCUAAAUUUAUGAAGCAAUAUCAUAGUACCAGCUGAGUGAUUAGACCCGUGACUAUAAUAAAUAGUAUUUCCCCAUUGUGAUUUCCAAAAACUAGAAUCUGAAUCGCCAGUCUCCUGGAGUAGAAUGAAAUCUGCCUUAGAGUGCUUUUUCUUUUAGUUAUGUUUCAUAAACCCCUGGCAUUUAGAGAUACAAUAUUUAGUGCAUUGAAUUAAAAACGUUUCAUAACCUGAAAAAAAUUACAAUAAUAAAACAAAUACAGUGUAGUGAUAUGAAUAACUGAUUAACUAGUAAGCUAGGUAGCUAGUAAGGGAAUCUGAGCUUAGAGAAAGAACUGGACUACCCUAAACUGAGGUAGUUGUGAUCAAUAUGAUGAACCCAUAUUCACAUUUACGAACCUGGUGAUAUAAAACGGGAUGAAUGUAAAAAUGACAAUCAACUUAUUACUCGAGUAAUUUAGCUAAAUCUUAACGUUUUCAUUUGACUUAGAAAUAAUAACAAACAUCGAUUUCAAGUCAAUGUAGCUAAACGUCCCUUUUUCAGGACCCUGUCUUUCAAAGAUAAUUCAUAAAAAUCUAAAUUACUUCACAUUUCCGCUUAUAAAUCUGUGUACACCGUAUAUCGAAAUGGCUUGCAUUUAGCGAUAGCCUUGGUUCCCACGGGCACAUAGUAUAUUUUCUGAGCCUGUGUGAUGUAGGAUGUGAAAUCGGAAACCACUUGAAGCUGGGAUGUCCCUCCAACCAUUUAAUUUGCUCUUCCGACUUCAUCAACUCCUGGCUGAACCCUAUAUCUUAGUCUUCUUCUUCUCCGGUAUAUUGGCGAUCGCACAAUUUAAUGUGCAUCUCGCCACCUAAUGUGCUGGAUGGAAAGAGGAUUCCCAAAAAUGGAACAAAAUACAUUUGAGCUCUUUAUCAAAAAACAACAGGACCGACAGACUUUCUUCUUUUUCCCCAUUCACCCAGCGGGUCAGACGCCGGGCAUCAACCACACCAGGAAUUUUCUUCAGGUAUUCAACCGGAACAUCCGUUGUCACCCCUGAGAUGACUCCUUUGACGGGUGCUCUACUCCGAAGUUCAAAACACACAACUUCUGUUGUCCGGAUUCUUUUGAGGCUCACUGCAAUCUUCCUCUGUUCUUCAGAAAUACAAUUAAUCAAAAUAAGACCACUCAUGGUCACUCUCACAGACUCCACUUUUCCUAGCGCAUACUUCACCGUUUUCGACACCUCAAACGGGUUUCCCACAUAUGCGUCCUUACUCAACAAACGCAUCCCAACAACAAGUGAUUCAUUAUCAUUCAUACAUGUAUCCUCCACUCAGAUUUUAGACAAUCUCCUUUUUGUUCUAGUUUUCGCUACUACUGUUGUCCAUUCAAAACCUUCAUCAACUUUGCUCGACGCGCUGCUUAAUUCGAACUCAGAAUCCACUUCCGCCAUCUUUCCCUACCAACCCUCCGAACCCUGUCACAGCCACUGACAAAGCACAUGCCUGUAAUCGUAGCGCAGAAGGAGAGAGUGGUGUCAUCACAGUAGCACAUUCAGAGAUCGAUUUAUAGCCAUUAAUCUAAAAUAAUUAAUACAUUUUAAACAAACACUUUCUGUUUGUCAUAGACGGACAAGAUUAAUAUGAGAGGAAAGACAUUUACAUUACAUUUUACAUUUUAGUCAUUUAGCAGACGCUCUUAUCCAGAGCGACUUACAGUUAGUGAAUGCAUACAUUUUUCAUACUGGCCCCCCGUGGGAAUCGAACCCACAACCCUGGCGUUACAAGCGCCAUGCUCUACCAAUUGAGCUACAGGAGUCCACGACAAGUUCAGGAAGCCAAGUUAGAGCUCUAGACGUUCACAGCGAUGGGGGCAGACCUUUUGAUCAAGAGAGACCUUUAGAAAAUAUGCACAAAAUACACAAAUAUGUAUUUUACAAUUUAUAUGGAACGUAAAAUCUCAUAGUUAGUUGUUUUAUAAUUUGAUUUUACUAUAUUUAUAAAGAAUAUGUCAUUUCAAGCCUUAUUCAUACAGUUUAGUUGAAUAGGAAAUACAUCAUAUAAAUGUUUUCAUAUUUGUAUCAUAUUUGAAUUGUGUAGUUGAGCUUGUGUCCUCAAAAGUGACUACACCUCAGCAAUUUAUACCUGUUUUUACCAGAAAGGUGAGAUUUUAACCUUUCUUUGAGUAUGCAGCAUUACUAGUUAUUUGUGGCCCUCAUUUUCGAUUACAUUUAGUUACAUUUAACUUUUAAAUGUGGAGCUUAUGGUUACAUAACAUCACGUGCCCCGCCUACCUUCAAAAGUAUUCAACAAUCAUCAUAUAUUCGAAAAACACGGUUUCCAUCAUCAGUUGUUGCAAUAAAGAAAGUUCAACAAAAGAAAAAUCCACCCGUCGAACAGAUAAAAUGUUUGUUGAGAACAUUUCUCCUAUAUCUACCGUUUCCAUUACACAUGUCGAAAUGUUGUUGUUUUCUGGCGACAUUGCUUUUGUCGAAUAAACCUGGGUCAAUGGAAACCUGCCUAGUGUUUAUUGGGGCUGCUUUAUACCCUCCAUAGACCCUAGUGUAUAUCAGUGGUUCUCAACCAGGGGUCCUAGGAAAAGCAGAGAGAACUAGCAAAUAGAAAAUAACUGCACUAAGUCCAAAAUAGCUCACAUUAUGGAAGAGAAGUGUUUUAAAUACUUUCAAAUAUUACAAUGUUUUCAAUUUCACAUUUUGAAUGUUGACAAUAAAUUAAUAUUGAGCAGACCGUUUACUCUUAAAAAUUGGAUAUCUGAUGUAGGGGGUCCUCAGAAUAUCCGGAAGUGUUUUUAAGGGGGACUUGGGACAAGUUGUAGAACUGCUGUGUAUGUGACUGGGUUCAAACCCAGGUCUCCUGUGUGCCACAUGACUGUAGGUUGUAUAAGCCCACUGAGCUAAAGCCUAGGGAUAAGCUUAGGGAGAUAACGCAAGUCUUCAGGUCUCAGUCAAGGUUACUCAUCACACAAGCGUGAUUCACUGAACCAUUAACUUCAGACUAAACUAUUAUUUCCUGUACAGUCUAGUUGACACAUGUAGUAGCCUGCCUUGUUACAACAUUGUGUAGGCAUGAUACAGACUUGUCUAUUUUUGCAGCAUCCCAAGACGCAGCCCAAGAUAUAGAAACUUUGAAGAAAUUUAAGGUAACUCGCCUGUUGUGGUGUACAUUUCAAUUAAACAAUAAAAAAUGUACAAAUCCCUAACGUAACACUUUUCUCUUCCUUGCAGGUUUCACAUGUGUUGAAUGUUGCCUAUGGUGUUAAAAAUAGCUUCCCAGAUCUAUUCAGUUAUAAAACGGUGACCAUUCUGGAUAUUCCGGAAACAGACAUCACUUCAUAUCUCCAAGAAUGUUCACAGUUCAUAGAUCAAGCUAAAACUGAGGUAAUAUAAGAAUGGAGAUGUGCAUGUAUAAAUUAAUGAAUAUUUGUGUUUUUAACUGACCGUGUCAGACAGUAAUUGUGAUUUGCAGUAACAAUAAAACAAGUAAAUAAGGAGUGGGUAUGGUAUUUGCUAUGAAUAGUAAACUGUGCACUGUAUAACUUUUUGUUUAACUAUAACUGUGUAACACCUUGUUGCCACAUUUCUCAAGUCAUUAACUUAGAUUUUCCCCCCCAUUUUCUCUCCAGAGCGGGGUUGUCCUGGUCCAUUGCAAUGCCGGAGUCUCUCGUGCUGCCUCAGUAUUAAUUGGGUACCUCAUGGACAGAGAAGGUUUGGGGUUUGAUGAAGCAUUUGCCCUUGUGAAGGAAGCAAGACCCUCUAUCCGUCCCAAUCCAGGAUUUCAUGAGCAACUGAAGAAUUACAAACCGUAG
Molecule: messenger RNA, 6265 nt
Organism: Coregonus sp. 'balchen'
Lineage: Eukaryota; Metazoa; Chordata; Actinopteri; Salmoniformes; Salmonidae
Source: the annotation of a GenBank genome assembly